Messenger RNA from Brenthis ino (lesser marbled fritillary), 4029 nucleotides. NCBI's taxonomy places the organism in Eukaryota, Metazoa, Arthropoda, Insecta, Lepidoptera, Nymphalidae. The record is from the annotation of a GenBank genome assembly.
AUGCGGGCUGAGCUUGCAGCUCUGAAAGAUCAGAUCAAACAAGUCUCUGAGCAGUUGUACGUUGAGGAGACUGAGAAUAAGAAUUUUAAAUCAGAACUUAAAGAACUUCGUCAAGAGAAAGCAGAUAUAAUAAAAGAUUUAGAUGGUUGCAAACUUACGUGUGAUAAUCGCAUGCAGGCGAAAAUAGAGGAAUUGAAGCAAAAAAGAGGACAAGUUAUGGAGUUAAAGGAAAAAGUGAUCGAAUGCAAAUGUAAAUUGCCACAGGAUGCCGCUGUAGAAGUCAAAAGGACGCCAUCUCUUGCUGCUCUAUGUCAAUGUACUCCUGAGGACAAAUUAUUGGAUUCCUGCUCUUGUACGUCGCUACGUAGUCAGCUUCUAUCGAAUCUACUAACAGAUCUAUUCGAAGGCUUACAAUCAGAACUAAGUGGUUCUGGUUUAAUAAUGCCAUGUCAGUUAUUAAAGUGCUUAGAUGACAAACACAAUUGGGAUCGUUCGAGUGUUAUAAAGACGAACCUGCUCAAUUUCUUUGCGCAAUUACUCAUAGGAGAGCUGGACAUUGCGAUUGCUACGUCCAUUGAAAACUAUCACGCAAAGUGGGUAGGCAAAUCCUGUGCAGAUAAAGUUCGAACAAUUCCCGACUAUGAUGAAACAGAUGAAGGGUGGCAGGAGCGAGCGAUAGAACGUCGUGCUCAGAAAUUAGCUUCAAAGUUAGCAGAACAACUUUACAAUGAGAGAGCUGAGCAAUUUACUAAGAAGGCUGAAGAUAUAGUCUCUAAAGGACCUCCUCCUUGUCAAUGCAAAAAUCAACCGGCGGCGUUUCCUUGUAUUGUGAAGACACCUCAUUCUAUAAACAAUACUCGAAAGACGAAUGAUAUAGCUCCGUCGUAUUUUAAGCGGACUAUGCAAGAUGUAACUCAGCUUAGACUUCAAAUUGAAGAGUUAAAAAAGGAUUCUGUCAAGAAAGAAGAUUUAUGGCAUAUGGAGAACAAGAUAACGAAAAUAGUUCAAAGGGUGGCGAAACCAGAUAAUAUUGCUUCUUCAAGCAAAAAUAAUAAAUGUACUAGAGAUGUUGAUGAACAAAAAGAUAAAGAAUCAGAUUGUGAUAAAUUUUAUGAAACAGAAAAUGCAAUAAAGAAAAGAAAUUCUCAGAAGAAAAACUUUUGCUUUAAUCGGCAAUUUAGUUAUAUGGGAAGAAAUCCUGGUAAAAUUUUCAAAAAGAGAGAACAAUCUUUUGCUGUCAAUGUAUGUUUAUGUGAAACUGACAAAAAAUCAAAUAAAUUAACACUCGAUCGCAGGCAAAAAAGUUUAAAAGCUUGGAAGUCAAAAAAAUCCGGAGAUCUGCGGAAAAAUACACCUAUUGAAAAACAAUCAAAACCGAUGAAAAUUUCAACUUCUAAAGGAUAUAAUAUGUCGCCGGUAAAGAGUUAUCCAAGUCAUCAUCUCUGUCCUAGUGACUGUGCUUGCUUCCAUAAGUUGCCUUCUAACGCAUCUAUAGAUAAUCUGUUGAACAAUUUAUUAAAGUUUAGAGGAGACCUAAUGAACUAUUCUAAAGAUCACACAAAGGAACAAGAAAGUGACUAUAAUAAGGUAGUAUUGAAUUUAACUAAUUCUAAAAGUGAGCUAAUUACAAAUGAUAUCGAGGUAAACAAUAGUAAGGCCACUAAAAAUACGGAAAAAAUUCCAAUGUUUUCCGUGAUAGCAUAUAGUUCAAGUAAUAAAAUACAUGAUAAAAGUACUGACUAUGUUAAUACCUUACCACCUACAACUGAAUCUGAAUAUAUCGGUGAAAUUGAUUUGGAUAAAAGUAAUGAUAAUACUUGCAAAUGUAAAGCAAAACAAUACGUUAAUAGUAUCAAUCAUGGCGAUGGUAAUGAUAUGUCUUCAGACGAUCUGUAUACAUGCCACAAUACUGACAUUUGUGGAUGCGUUAAAACUCCGGAAAUAAAUUAUACAUCUAAACAAAACAUUCCCGAAAAUAAGAAGUUGGUUUUGCAAAACGAGUCACAGAUUAAUUCAGUUGAACUACAAAUACCUCAGUUUCAAGAUUUUAAAUGCAAAAAUAACAAAGGAGGUGUACAUGAUUCAUUUAUUCGUGAUGUGGUAAAAAAGUCUCGGAUAUUUUCAUCGGGCGAUUACGACGUAAAAUUUUUAGGAGUUACUUUGACAAAUACAAAUGUAACCUUUAAUACUAACAACGGUCAUAAACAUAACUUAAUAAGUGUAAAAAGCAAAAAUGUACUUGAAGAGUGUAAUGACAACUAUUACGCGAAAUUCAAAUUGAAAUCUACUACUAAUGCACCAUCGCAAUGUAAUGUAAGCGUCUAUAAUAAUAGAGGACUACUUCUAAAAAUAAAAAAGGACAAUUUUGGGCAAAAUAUGUUAGUGGAUACAAAAUUGAAUGUAAAAGAACAUGAAGAUUCAAAGUGUAUUUGUUGUGACAAGAAUAAUACAAGAGUAGAAGUAUCAAACGAUUUAGAAGUAAAUGCUUUUAAUUUAUUAGAAGAGCACUUAAAGGGAAAAUUAGAUGAACUUCAACGUAAAUGUGAAUUUACAUGCAUUCCUCGUCAAGAAAAAACAGAACUCUUUACUUCUAUCCUACAAAAAGUCAAGCAAGUGAUUUCAGAAAGUACGAAUCCUCUAUCUUGCUCGUGCGCUGGACUAUCUGGUAACGAGAAGCGUUGGUCUAGAGCCUAUGGUCUAUUACUAGAAUACUUGAAAGUAAAAAUUAAACGAGUUCAAUGCUCAUGUGACUCCAAUGAUGAAAUUGAAAAUCCUGUUUUACCUAAAGUGUUAGAAAAGAUUUGUAAUUUAAUAGAAAAUGAUUUUCAACGCUUAAAAGAAAAAUAUAAGCAUAGUAAUCUUAAACAGACUUACUUGGAACAGCAAACAUCUCCCAUACAUCAAGCAUAUACUGAAAUGUAUAUACAAGUGAAAGAUAGUGAAGACUGUAUCAAAGAGACAAAAAGUAUAGGGGAUAUUAGUUGUCAAGUAUCUUGUCAUGUCCCUGCCGAUAAUAAAUCGUGUGAGGUUAUGUAUAAUGAUUUCAAAAUUUCGAAUAUGGCAGAGAAAAAUGUUUCUUGUGAAUUGAGAAAUGUGAACGUGACAGACUGCUCUUGUCGAAAUCCAAUUAAUAUGUCUCACAAUUAUGAAAAAGCAAUUUUUGUAAAUGUAUGUACUGAACCUGUCUCAAGUAAUUAUGAUACUAUGACACUAAUCUCCAAAAACAUAACGAAUAAUUUAUCUAAGUUAUCUAAAUUAGAAUCGUUAAUGUCGCUAAAAGAAAAUGUUGUAGAAUUUAAAUCAAAUUUAGCUGAAAAUGAGCCGGAAUAUCCUUAUUUCGGAUAUACAUUGAAUUGUUCAUGCGAUCACGCUCUGGGGAAAUGCUAUUGUAUAAAAUCUUUGAUUAACAGUAACAAUGAAAAAGUUGAUUUAAUGUUGAAAUCGUUACCAAGUGAGCGUUUUCCUAAAAAGUUGUCAUAUAUUAUGUCUAAAGCUCCAAAUGAAGUGAAAUCUAAACCCAAAUAUAUUAAUGAGCUAGAUAAUAAUUUGGGUUCGGAUAAAUUCAAGCAAGAUAUGACGUGUUGUGAUAGAGAAAGUACUACUUACACUUACGAAAAUAUUGUCUUAAAAAAAUCUGACGAAAACUGUGGUCUUAUGUAUGAUAAGGCAAGCAGAAUCAACGAUAAUAGCAUUGAUACCAAUAUAAACAAUGAAGAUAGUUCACAUUGUCAUGAUUGCAGUGAGAAACAAUUGAAUAAGAACGAGAACUAUCACACCGAUACGGAAUAUGACAAACAUUUGCUUUACGACUCCUUAUAUCUUCCUACUGAUAAAUGUCAGUACAAAAAUGGUGAACACUCUAUGUACUCUGAUACCAAUUUAGAAACAGUUUCUGAAAAUUGUGACUGCAAAAUGGUUCCUGUUUGUCACGUAAAAAUGUUAAUUGAAGACAUUGAGAAAAAAAUAAUAGAAUCUAAAUGUACAUGUGAUGCAUUAGCUUCGCGAAUUUGUCCGGUUCACUCAGACUUC